GGUCCUCGUGCUAAUAUCCAAACAGUGACAAUACGUAGAGUAUCUCAAGUGUUUGAUAGACGGUUAUCCUCUCCUGGAUAGUUUUGAUCCUUACACAAUGGGACUCGAACAUCGUAAUUGCCCUAUUAAUGGCCAGCCGUGUGCCAAGACCGACGCUAUCAACUUCGAGUCGUACUUUGUGCGACCGGAUAAGAAAUCUCGGUGUACCUGGAAGCUGGGAACAAAGGAGGUCAAUCCUCACCAGAGUCGAGCAACCGUUUGUCGCGAAAAAACCUUGAACAAUAUUCUGGAAGCGAUCGGUGAAACCCCACUGGUCAAGCUCAAUAAGAUCCCCAAACAGUUCGACGUGAAAUGCAACGUUUACGUCAAAUGCGAAUUUCUCAACCCGGCCGGUUCGGUCAAAGACCGCAUCGGGUUGCAGAUGAUCGAGCAAGCGGAGGAGCAGGGCCUGCUGAAACCGGGCUACACCAUCAUCGAACCGACGUCCGGUAACACAGGGAUCGGUUUGGCGCUAGGUGCCGCCGUCAAGGGUUACCGCUGCGUAAUCGUCAUGCCGGAGAAGAUGUCCAACGAGAAGGUUGACACACUGCAAGCACUCGGCGCCGAAGUUAUUCGUACAUCGAACGAAGCGUCGUUUGAUUCACCGGACGGUUUGAUCGCGGUAGCUCAACGAUUGCAACGGGAACGACCGAAUGCGGUCAUACUGAAUCAGUACACGAACUCGUGCAAUCCGCUGUCGCACUACUACGGAACGGGUGCGGAGAUAGCGAGGCAACUUGACAAUCAGGUUGACAUGGUGGUGAUGGGAGCGGGAACCGGUGGAACGGCGACUGGAUUGGGUAGGAAACUUAAAGAAAUAAAUCCCAACUGUAAGGUAGUCUGUUCGGAUCCCUGGGGAUCCAUACUAGCCUACCCAAACCAGUUGAACGAGACGGACUGUAAAUUCUGGGAAGUGGAAGGAGUAGGUUAUGAUUUUGUACCAACAGUAUUAGAUCGCUUCGUCGUAGAUCAGUGGAUCAAAUAUAACGACAAAGAUGCUUUCACUAUGGCACGAAAGCUGAUCGCCGAGGAAGGUUUGCUCUGUGGAGGAAGUGCUGGAGGAAAUACUCAUGUGGCAUUGAUUGCUGCCAAAUCAUUGAAGGAGAAUCAGAACUGCGUUGUUAUUCUCCCGGAUAAUAUUCGAAACUAUUUAACGAAAUUUGUAUCGGACAACUGGAUGGAGGCAAGGAAUUUCAAAGAAAGCGUCAACGUUCAUAAUCAUAAAUGGUGGGAUCAGCUAGUCACUUCAUUCAUCAGGAUGGACAAUCCAGUCUCAAUCACCUCGAGCACGUCGAUAAAAGAGGCCGUUAGCAUAAUGAAUUCCCAUGGGCUUAACCAACUGCCGGUGAUCAACAAUGACGGAACAGUGCAGGGAGUUGUUUGCUUGUCCAACCUAAUGGGAAAGCUGGUCAAUAAAUCAGUUAAACCAACAGAUCCAUCCUCGAGAGCUAUUUUCAAGCAAUUCGUCAAGGUGAACCCAGAAUGCACGGUGGGAAAAGCUGCUCGAAUCUUGGAGAAGGAUCCGUUCGUUCUAGUGACGGAUGCUGAAAUAAUUCACACUAGGAGCGGAAGGUUCGUCAAAAGAGAGAAGUUUGUCGGAGUUUUGACUCAGCGGGACAUUUUGGAGAUCAUAAUGAAAUAGUGAUUUCAUUGAGCGAGCACGACAAUACGUCAGUUAACACUAUAUACUCACAAGUUUCUAUACGAAACGAAUAUUGUUUAAUUUAAUAUCUUGAAACGAAACAAAAUACUUCGAAGU
Molecule: messenger RNA, 1798 nt
Organism: Topomyia yanbarensis
Lineage: Eukaryota; Metazoa; Arthropoda; Insecta; Diptera; Culicidae
Product: cystathionine beta-synthase-like protein
Exons: 5
Coding region: 98-1681 (527 amino acids)
Cellular component (GO): cytoplasm
Molecular function (GO): cysteine synthase activity; cystathionine beta-synthase activity
Source: RefSeq, a predicted model, not a curated record